Salmo salar (Atlantic salmon) is the source of this 4407-nucleotide messenger RNA. Its product is annotated as E3 ubiquitin-protein ligase TRIM62. The record is from RefSeq and is a predicted model, not a curated record. Gene Ontology annotation, molecular function: protein binding; zinc ion binding. NCBI's taxonomy places the organism in Eukaryota, Metazoa, Chordata, Actinopteri, Salmoniformes, Salmonidae.
GGAACUAAUCUUUGUCUUUCAGCUGAGCGCGUGGAAGUUUGCGCGAUUCCAUUCGUUUAUAGGGGUACAACAUUUAUCUCCAGUAGUAGCCAAUGUUUUUCCUCCGUCUAUGUACUUGUAUGUACGUAAUCAUUUAUGCGUUUUAAAUUUUAACUCGAGCAAAUAACAUGUGUAUGUGAAUCCGCAACCACAGAUUGAACGAAGAGUUUUGAUGUGUCAGUGUCACACCCAUAGUUCGCGCAGGUGGAGGCGUUGGUUUGUUUCUAUUGCAGUGUAUCAUUCCUUUCUGAAGGAGAGUGAGAUCGACUGAGCAGCAGUGCUGUGAAUGCGUGUGAGUGAGGUUGUCUGAAAUUAUUAACGUGAUCUGGUGCGGUUUUCUUUGAUUAUUUUGGAAAAUAUCAGACAGGGUUGCGUUUAAAACACAAUAAUUUAAAGUAACAUUAUUUAAGGAGAUUUGCUAUGAAAGAUCAAAGAAUAGUCGUCAAGAUUCUGAAGUGGGUGUCAUUGAACUGACAGUCAAGAACCAAACCCGGACGUGAUCUCUCAGGCCAGGGCACUGUAUUGAAAAAUAUAACCAGGUGCAUUCUGCUCCCAAGCAGUGUGCAGUCAGAUGCAUCUCAACCUCUAUGUUUGCAAAUGGCUUGCUGUCUGAAGGACGAGCUUUUGUGUUCCAUUUGCCUGAGUAUCUACCAGGACCCUGUCAGUUUUGGCUGUGAGCACUAUUUCUGCCGUAAGUGUAUAACUGAGCACUGGAGCAGGCAGGAGCCCCACGGUGCCCGAGACUGUCCUGAGUGUAGGAGGACCUUCGCAGACCCUCUUCUCUCCCCAAGCCUCAAGCUGUCCAACAUUGUGGAGCGCUACUCAGCCUUCCCGCUGGACGCCAUCCUCAAUGCGCAGAGGAGCUCCUAUCCCUGCAAGGACCACGAGAAGGUCAAGCUCUUCUGCCUUAGCGACAAGAGCCUGGUAUGCUUCUUCUGUGACGAGCCAGCUUUACACGAGCAACACCAGGUCACCACUAUUGACGAGGCCUACGAGGAGAUACAGAGGGAGAUGAAGGAGCAGCUGGCCACUCUGCAGGACAGUGAGAAGGGACACACAGAGGCCCUGCAGCUACUGCAGAGACUACUCACUGAGACCAAGUCGUCGGCCAAGGGCCUUCGUGCGACCAUCGGCGAGGUGUUUGAGCAUCUACAGCGGUUUCUGCGCGAGCGCCAGAAGGCCAUGUUAGAGGAGCUGGAGACUGACACGGCGCGCACGCUCUCCGACAUCGAGCACAAGAUCCAGCGCUUCAGCCAGCAGCUGCGUGACGUCAAGGAGGGCAUCGGCAUCCUGCAGGAGCGCCUCAACGAGCCGGGACGCCAUGACUUCCUGGAGGGUGUUGCCCUCACCUCCGAGAGGUGCUCUGCUUACUGUCUGACUGACCAUGGAUCAGCUCUUCUUCCAAACAGCCACAGUCCUAAACUUUUGAUAAAAGGAAAGAUACAUGAGACCAAUUUAACAUAUGAAGAUUUCCCGACCUCCAAGUACAUGGGGCCCCUGCAGUACACAAUAUGGAAGUCUCUAUUUCAGGAUAUUUCACCAGUGCCAGCAGCUUUGACCUUAGACCCCGUCACAGCCCACCAGAGACUCAUCCUAUCAGAUGACUGCACCAUCGUAGCCUAUGGUAACCUGCACCCCCAGCCGUUGCAGGACUCCCCGCGGCGCUUCGACGUGGAGGUGUCUGUGCUGGGGGCCGAGGGCUUCGGCUCUGGGGUGCACUACUGGGAGGUGAUGGUGUCAGAGAAGACACAGUGGAUGAUCGGUGUGGCCAACGAGAUGGUCAGCCGCAAGGGCAGCAUCCAGAUCCAGCCCAGCCGUGGCUUCUACUGCAUUGUCAUGCACGACGGCAACCAGUACAGCGCCUGCACCGAGCCCUGGACCCGCCUCAACGUCAAGAGCAAGCUGGAGAAGGUGGGCGUGUACCUGGACUACCCCAAGGGCCUGCUGGUGUUCUACAAUGCUGACGACAUGUCCUGGCUGUACACCUACAGGGAGAAGACAUUCCCGGCCAAGCUCUGCCCCUACUUUAGCCCCGGGCAGAGCCACGCCAACGGCAAGAAUGUCCAGCCGCUGAGAAUCAACACCGUGCGUCUAUAAGAGCUACACAGUGUCAGUAGACAGAUCGCUCACCUCAACCCUAACCUGACAAUAGGAUGAUGAUGAUAUAACUAAGAUCCUAAAAACAGCUAGUUUUAAAAUGAAGGAAUAUGAGAAAAACAACAGGGUGUAUGACUAUGGAAUGUUUUUCUGUCUGGUUUGCGCGUCCUCUCUUUUUGCCUGUCGGUGUGGGUCCUCACUAUUCUCACCUGGGAAAGACUAUUGGAACGCUUCUUCACUGGUGGAAGGAGAGACUCUGUCUGCAUAGAUGAUGUCAUACCACAAUGGUUUAGUGGGGGGAUCUCUGUGCUGUUGCUGUCUGAGGACCACCUUGCACAAGCCCAAGGGCUCUGCUCUCCUUACAAGUACCCAGACUGACAGAUGGCUGCUCUCUCUCUCAGUAGCCAGACAUUUGACUCUGGUCACUUUUCUUCCCCUGUGCAGUUGGCUUAACUGUGUUUGUGGAAUGUGUCUGACACCCCUAUGGUCCUUUUUCUUUGGCAUAGUUAGCCGUUGUGAGUGAACGCCCGUGGUGGUGGCAGUGAGUGCUGUUCCAUGUACCCUUUACUGAUGAAAAUGAUGAUUAUUUUCCCUCAGGUCACACGUGCACUUUUCCAUCGUUGACUCAGUCAGUCAGUCCACGACGUGUUGGAACGGCAGAAUCAUGGUCCGUGUGGUCUAGUGAUGGUCACUGUAGUAGUGUUUGCUGUCCUCACCGCUCCCUCCCUUCCCCACAGAGUCAUGCUUUGUUGGUUUAUUCACCUCCAGCACGCUAGCGCUCUACUCUAGCUGUCCUGUACCUGUGGUUAUUUAUUCACUUAGUGUUAGCGCUCGUACAUUCCUGAUUCCAUCUCCCUGCCUCCUCCCUCCCAUGGCAUCUCGUCAUUGCAUUGUAGGUGUCAGAGGUCAAUCUCAAUAAAUGAAUCUUGACAUCUGCUGAUUUACACUUGGCCUAUGGGGCAGAGACCACUUACGACUCGAGCAGCAUGACGCUGCAAUUAAUGAGCUCUAGAAUGUUUUUAAUCAGUCAUUCUCUCACUUUCUUCUUCAAAUAUGUUGAAACUAGUAAAUGCUAUGGACACUGUUUUUUAAUAUAUUUAUAGAUUGUCUAAAUACUUUAAGGAUAUACAAAUGGCCAAGGAGAACAAUAUUACAGUACAUUAUUAUUAUUAUACUGCCCUGGCCUGUUGGCAUUCUUCUAACAUCCAUUUAGUUCCAUAAGGCUGUUGCAGCGUAAACAGAAUACACUAUGUUCUGAGGCUCAGUUCAUGUUAGCUCCUGCCCCAUAUGAAUCAAGUUUAAGGCCAGUCCUCCAGAAUGUAUAAUAAAAAGCUCUUGUCCCUUAACCAAGUCCAGCACGGAGAGCGCCAGGAGAGUGUGUGUGUGUGUGUGGUUACGUCUGUAUGUUAGUGUGUGCGCAUGUUGGUGUUAAAUCUAUGUUCUGGCCUCCUCGUCUGUGAGGUGAAGUGAUAAAAUAUCACAUCUGUACCCCCUAAAUCCCUGCCGUGUGUGUGUGUGUGUGUGUGUGUGUGUGUGUGUCUUCACUUUGAAGAGCUGGGGCAGUUCCCUACUUUGUUGGUAUGUUCUGAAGAGUGCAGUAUGAUGCAGAACCCUGUGGGGUGUAUUUGAAGCAAGACUGCUGUCCUGUGAUAUGGACACCAAGCAGGAGCUGAUUAUUGUGGGGUGGUGGUGGGUAACUGAUAUGGACACCAAGCAGGAGCUGAUUAUUGUGGGGUGGUGGUGGGUAACUGAUAUGGACACCAAGCAGGAGCUGAUUAUUGUGGGGUGGUGGUGGGUAACUGAUAUGGACACCAAGCAGGAGCUGAUUAUUGUGGGGUGGUGGUGGGUAACUGAUAUGGACACCAAGCAGGAGCUGAUUAUUGUGGGGUGGUGGUGGGUAACUGAUAUGGACACCAAGCAGGAGCUGAUUAUUGUGGGGUGGUGGUGGGUAACUGAUAUGGACACCAAGCAGGAGCUGAUUAUUGUGGGGUGGUGGUGGGUAACUGAUAUGGACACCAAGCAGGAGCUGAUUAUUGUGGGGUGGUGGUGGGUAACUGAUAUGGACACCAAGCAGGAGCUGAUUAUUGUGGGGUGGUGGUGGGUAACUGGUGGGGGUCAGAAUAAGGACCAUUAUGUGAACACUUUUUAAUGAGGAUUGUGUCUUUUGGAUGAUGGCCGCUGUGCACCCUUCAUUGUGCGAACAUACUCUGUGUUUCUGCUGCUAGAGGUCCAUAAAGGUUUUCAUGUACAAUUAAAGACGGGUAAAACCAA